This is a messenger RNA of Aplysia californica (California sea hare), 484 nucleotides long. Its product is annotated as neurogenic locus Notch protein. Lineage: Eukaryota; Metazoa; Mollusca; Gastropoda; Aplysiida; Aplysiidae. The record is from RefSeq and is a predicted model, not a curated record. Gene Ontology annotation, cellular component: plasma membrane; protein-containing complex. Gene Ontology annotation, biological process: establishment or maintenance of epithelial cell apical/basal polarity; heterophilic cell-cell adhesion.
ACCGCGUCACUCAGUGCCGCUCCGCGCAGAACUAUUUCGCGAGCGGUUGCGCACCGAAAUGUGAAAAUUACGCUUUUCCAAAGCUACUAGAACACAAAGUUAACAUCAGAUACCUUCUUUAAUAAUUUUUGUGACAGUUUUCAAGAAAUUCGACAUCGGUUUAAGUUUUCCUUUUCCAGACAGGUGCAUCGCUUAGCGCAGUAAUUUCACCAAACAAACUGGGGGUACGGAAGGCAGUAUGAGUAAACUUUGUGUAGUGUGGGAAGCGGGGGACGAGAAAGUUUUUAGUGUGUUCUUCCUGUGGAUUAUAUCAUGAUUUCUGAGGAUUCUACUAUGUUGUGAUGUGGAUUAUACGGAGAAUUCUUCCAUCUAUGUUCAUCGGAAGGAGUAUUCCAUACGAUCUGUGAGCGAUGAGGUCUCACGUGAAGUUUUUGGUCGUAUUUCUCGGAAUACUUUCAUUAGGGACCCUACCCCUAGCCAAAGG